Messenger RNA from Pantherophis guttatus, 2938 nucleotides. It is a transcript of the gene CCDC116, whose product is annotated as coiled-coil domain containing 116. The record is from RefSeq and is a predicted model, not a curated record. NCBI's taxonomy places the organism in Eukaryota, Metazoa, Chordata, Lepidosauria, Squamata, Colubridae.
CGAAUAAUUUACCAUCCUCGGAUUACCAGCUUUUCUUGCACCGGAUGCCACACUCCAUUAAGGAAUAGAAUUAUAGUCCAUUCAAAUCGUUCAGUCAAGUUCGAGCUUUGGAAUGAAAACACGCAAGUCGGGAUUCUGGAUUCCGAGGUCUUGUGUAUGGGGUUCAGCGUCAACAACGUAUUUUAUGCAAACGGAUGGAAUGGCCGACUCUGCAGUAGAACUGCUGAUGUCACAAAGGAGAAGAAGAUUCUUUUCGUCCUUCUUCUUCUUUUCUUCUUCCAAGCCGUAAGUAACUCUCAGUGUCUCAUCUCUGGAACUUGAAGUCUGGAUUGAUUUCUUGGCAUUGGCGAAACGUUUGGCCGUCCUUCAACGAGACGAAGGCCUGGAUAAGUUCUCCAGAGAUUAGAAAUCCUUCCUGUUCUUUAAUUUCCAAAUUACGUUUCAUGAAGGCCAUUGCAGGAUAAACAGGAAGAAGGUGUGAAGAAUUUUAAGGAGCUGUUCUUUCAGCACUUAUGGAAGGCCGCAGAUAUUCUGGCUAUCUAGCCGACGAUGAGAGCUUCAGAAGACCUCAGGAUGCCAACGCCCACACCAGUCCAAGAAGAGAUCCCUGCGACUGGAGGGCUAUGCUUCGGCCUCCGUCGCGCUGUCAGCACCGAACCCAGCAGCCAGCCACGUCCACCAGGUACUUCAACAGCUACUCCCAGGGAGACCAAGGGAAACGGAAACGCCCCCAAAGCAGCAGUAGCAGCGGCAAUGAGAGAACCAGCGACCUGGCCAAUGAGUUUUCUGAAUUCGUGGACUUCUUAGCUGACGAGGACGUCCUGCAGAGCCUUCAGCAGAUUGUGGAAGACGCCGUCCAGAAGCUCCGCGACGUGACGUCCCAAAGCGGGGAGCCAAUCUUUGACUUCCAGGAGGAAUCUGCCUCCAGCGUAGAGAGUGAGACGUGGUCGUAUUCCUACAGUUCAACGUGUUCCCAGUUCAAAUACCAAACCACGACCACCAUGUCCACCAUGUCCAGCUCGGACGAUGACCAGGAAAAGCACUUUAUGAGCCCGGAGUCGUCAAAGAUAGGGGGCAAAAUUUGCCUCUUGGAUAAAUAUGUCUCCAGGCUCCCCAAAGUUGGAAAGCAAGCUGCUCAGGAACUGUCAGGAGGAAUCCAUGCUGAGUCGUUUUCCGAACAGUCGGGAGAAAGUUAUUUCCAACAGCAACAUUUGCACAUCUGGGCUAAAUCGUUCGAGCAUCCCCGGAGGGAGUUCUUCGCCAAGUUCCAGAGAACCUUCCCUCAAGAUUCAUUGUCUUUCGAAUCACUCCACAAGGAAAUCACCAACGUCUUGAAACGGCCGAUGCGACAUGGCCCUCCCAUGCAUUACAUCUGUCACGACCACUUGCAUGCCUUCUUGGAAGAAACCAAGGUCUUGGCCGGUCUCCAGGACGUCAUCAACCAAGCAGUUCUCAAAGUUUUGGAGGCCACCAUGUUGGGGGGGAUCCCGUUCCUCGAUCUGUCGGAUGACCAUGGGUACCCUACGUCCUGGGAUUCCGAGGAGGAGGAAGAAGAGGAGUUUAGCGUCUUGGAGAGUUACGAAAGCGAAGUAUCCGAGGAAUCUGAAGAACCCUCAGAUGGGAUCUGCAAGAGGAAGGGGAAGAAGAAGAAAGCUGUCUCAGAGGAUGGGAAACCUGAUCUCCCCAAAUCCAAACAGAAGCCCGCGACUCCGGAGGAAGGUGCUCGCAAGCCCAAGUACGUCCCGCCGCCGCUCUCCAAAACAAAGGAAACCCCAACCAAGACAAGAUACGUCCCACCUCCCCUCCCGAAAUCAAAGAAGAAACAAGAGCCAAGCCAGGCCGAAACAGAGACAACCAAAUCGACAAGGCAUGCCAUCACUCCAAAAGACAUCAAACGGGCCCGUCUUCAGGGCAAACCCGUUCCGAAGCAGUCCAUCAUCGACUUCUUGAUCGAAAAUGCUGCCAAGCUGAUCUUGUACAAGUACAAUUACGAAACCCUCCUUUCUGAGAAACUGGGUUUCAUCUCGGUCCCGGUUACCAAGGUUCUUCUGGAGAUCAUGUUUGGCUACAAGAAAAUCAAGGGCAGCGGGAUACGCCUGUCUUCUCAGAUUGACUGGACCAAAGUCUACGACGAGGUCUACAAGAAGCGGCCCCCCAAACCCAAAGUGCCCAAACAGGAGAAGAAGAAGAAAGGCGAAGAGAAGAAAGAGAAGAAAGCUGGGGAGAAGAAAAAAACGGACGAGAAGAAGAGCUUGCUCAUAAAACCACUAGACACGCCCAAAGGAAAAGUGAUCGGCACGAAGGUGGCUGGAGAACAUGGCACCAAAAAACAUGGCUUAUCGGAGCAAGGGGAACUGGAGAUCUUUGAAAUCGUCCCUCCCCAGUUCCCAUCUGAUGCUGAACCGGCCUCUGCCGAUGAGAAUAACGGCACCCAACCGACAAGCUCGAAGUUAUCUCCUUCCAGUACCAUGACGGGGGAUCAUCCUAAGAAAUCAGGAAUUCAGGAAUUGGAGAAAACGCCUUCAUCUCUUGGUACUCCAAAGCAAUCGUUCUCCAACCGAAAAGUUACCUCUGCUGUUCUGUUACCAGAGGUGGAUCCCACCAGCCAGGGUUCCGAAGUAAAGGGGAAUAAAACUCCGAAGUCUAGCUUAGCUGUAGAAGGGAGCAAAACCGUGCUUCCUAAAAUCUGAAAUUCAGCUUCUGUCUGAUAAAUAAAGGAUAUACGUUUCUCUACGGUCCUGUGAACGUCAGAUCAGUGCCUUCCCCUCCACCGAAUCUAACCAGUAUCUCGUCCGGAAGACGACCAGCCUGUUGAACUUUCCAAUAUUUUGAGUUUUUUGUUUUUUGUUUAUUCAUGAAAUGUUGAGUUUUACUCUUCAGAAUUGAUCCUCUCUUCCCUCUGGUUAGAGAUGUCUUGCAUUAAAAAGCCUUUUUUUUC